GCCCCCAACUCCUCCCCAUUCCCAGAUCCCCGGUCGCUCACUCGCUCUCCAGUCUCCACCUCCUCUCGACGCUCGACAGGAAGACGCGCCGCCGCCGCCGCCCAUCCGACGCCGCGACGCCGACGUGCCGUGCGUCCGUGACGCCGCCGCCGCCAAUCCCUCCCGCCUUCGCGUCGUGCCGCCGCGCCGUCGGUGGUCGCCCGUCACCCGUCGCCGGCUCGCCGCGUCUUUUGGGUGGCGCCGUCGCGCCUCGUAUCCAAUCCACCCCGCGCCGCGCCGCGCCGUGCCGCCGCCCCCAAGAGGCCGAGACGCCCAAGUCCCAACUCCCAACGGCCAAAGUAAUCGUUGAAGGUGACAGGUCAACAUCCCACGUCAUGCCUCUCCUCCGCCGGCCGCCGGCUGCUCCCCACCGCACCCCGAUCCACCAUGACAAGCGCCUUCACCUCUUCAGUACACACAACACCCGUCAUAGAGCUACCGUCUCAUCUCUCCCUGUCACCUGCCUUCGCAUCCGAUACAGCAGCAGCAACCCGGUUCGACACCUUUGUGGCAUUCCGUCGAGCAGGUGCCAUGCGGCUGCUGAUCCGGCGCCCUCCAAGAUACCAGGAGGUGGCAGCGGUGCAUUGGAGGCUGGAGUUGUAGGUUGGCGGGAUCUGCUUUUGCAGGUUGGCGAGGUGCUGUCGCUUGGGUUCCCAGUGUGGGUGGCGUCCGCUUGCGCCGUUGCGCUUUGGCGGCCACCGGCCUUCCUCUGGGUCAGUCCCAUGGCCCAGAUUGUCGGCAUUUCCUUUACCAUGCUGGGAAUGGGAAUGACAUUGACAUUAGAUGACCUGAAAACUGCACUAUUGAUGCCCAAGGAGUUAGCAUCUGGGUUUUUACUUCAAUACUCGGUGAUGCCACUGUCAGGAUUUCUCAUCAGCAAGCUAUUAAACUUACCAUCCUAUUAUGCUGCUGGAUUGAUAUUGGUGUCCUGUUGCCCUGGAGGCACAGCAAGCAACAUUGUUACAUAUUUAGCAAGGGGAAAUGUUGCUCUUUCGGUACUGAUGACAGCAGCAAGCACUUUUGCUGCAGCGUUCUUAACUCCUCUUCUGACAUCCAAACUGGCGGGACAAUAUGUUGCAGUAGAUCCAAUGGGAUUGUUUGUGUCAACAUCUCAGGUUGUCCUAGCACCUGUGCUACUUGGUGCUCUACUUAAUCAGUACUGCAACGGUUUAGUUCAGUUAGUUUCUCCCUUGAUGCCAUUCAUUGCUGUGGCAACUGUAGCUGUUCUUUGUGGCAAUGCUAUCGCACAGAAUGCUUCAGCCAUUCUAUCAUCCGGUCUACAAGUGGUUAUGUCUGUUUGUUGGUUGCAUGCAUCUGGCUUUUUCUUUGGUUAUGUUCUUUCUAGAACGAUUGGCAUCGAUAUCUCUUCAUCACGAACAAUCUCUAUUGAGGUUGGCAUGCAGAAUUCGGUGCUGGGUGUAGUUCUUGCGAGCAAGCAUUUUGGAAAUCCUCUCACAGCAGUUCCCUGUGCUGUUUCUAGCGUCUGCCAUUCGGUGUAUGGUAGCCUUUUAGCUGGAAUCUGGAGGUCUUUGCCCCCAAAUGACAAGGGCCAGUAAUGCGUCCUUGACCAUGAGAUGUCAAGCUGUUAUGCCACCAGCAGAAGCCCUCUUAGUCUGCCAUCUGCUGCAAUAAACACCAUGCUUUCAUGAUUAGCGUCCAGCUUGAACCAGAUAGGUGUUGUAUUUAUUUUUCAAUCUGCUUCAGUAAGCACCAUGUCUUCAUGUUUAGCGUCCAGCUUGAACCAGAUAGGUCUUCAUUUAUCUCGAUCAUUUUGCAUUCAAAUCUUGAACUUGGGCAUAUUCCUGCGCAUGGUUGCCUUAAACAGAACUAGCAAUAAACGCGCGCUAUACUGUGCGCAGACCAUGAAUGCAUGAAAUGAAAAGAAAAAGAAGAGAUUUCCGAACA
Messenger RNA from Oryza sativa Japonica Group (Japanese rice), 1944 nucleotides. The record is from RefSeq and is a predicted model, not a curated record. NCBI's taxonomy places the organism in Eukaryota, Viridiplantae, Streptophyta, Magnoliopsida, Poales, Poaceae.